AUGCACAAAAAGUUUUUUCGACAAGUCCAAAUAAGAUCUUCUGUAAUUCAGCACUCAAAGAGAGUACUGGAAACACUGAUUUUCAGAAGAAUUGGAAGCUCUGUAUUCUACUACAACCCACCAGUUUAUUAUGACUUCUUUAUCAAAUUAAAGGUUGUAAAUCUUACCAUUUCUAAUUCAGGCAAUAAAUUCAUUGCUUGUCCAGAGCAAGGAAAUCAUUUUAAGUUCAUAGACCUUACAGAUAAUUCAAUUACCAGUGAUUUUUUUUUUCAAGAUUGCAAAACCCUGAAUUUGUUGGAGACUCUUAUUUUGCAGCAGAACGAGUUGCAUCAAUUUUACAAAUUGAGUACCAUGACGCGAUAUAUGACAUCGCUUAAACAUUUGGAUGCGAGUCAAAACCAACUUACUCUUGAUGCGAAGACAAAUUGUCUUUGGACUAACAGCUUGAAAAAACUGAACCUGUCUUCAAACAGACUGACAGAUUUGAUUUUUACAUGUUUACCCAGUAACCUCGAAGUCCUUGAUGUGGAGAAAAAUAAUAUUUAUAUUGUGCCCCAAAGGGUAAACAACCUGGAAAUGCUGAGGGAAUUAUACCUUGGCUCUAAUAAACUGGUUAGACUUCCUGAAUGCAGCAACUUUAGAAAUCUUGAGAUUUUGUACGUCGAAGGAAAUUCAUAUCAAGAACCUUCCAGUAAUUUCCUUCAAAAUUGUUCAAGGCUGACAAAACUAAAUGCUGCCUCAAAUCCAUUUGCAUGCACCUGUCAUCUAAGAGAUUUCAGCCGGAUUAAGGAAAAUACCCAAGUAGAGUUGGUGGGUUGGCCGGAGUCAUAUCAGUGCUUCUACCCAGUGAAUCUCAGAGGAACUCUGUUGAAAGAUUUUUAUUUAUCAGAAGUGAUGUGCAACCCAGUUCUCUUAUUGCUGAUUAUACUGAGUAGCAUUACUGUAUUAGCAGUUGUAAUGGGAUUGACAUGUCAUUUUUUGGAUUUGCCUUGGUAUUUGAGGAUGAUUUAUCAAUGGACGCAGGUGAAACGAAGGGUGAUGAAGACUGACCUCCAGCAAUUACAUGAAAAUUGUGUCUAUCAUGCUUUUGUGUCCUAUAGUGAGCAGGAUUCUGGGUGGGUUAAAGAACACCUAUUGCCAAACCUGGAAGAGAGAGAAAACCCAUUUCGGAUCUGUCUCCAUGAAAGACAUUUUAUUCCCGGCAAAGGCAUUAUUCAAAAUAUAAUCAGUUGUAUAGAGAAGAGUUACAAGUCAAUAUUUAUUUUAUCACCCAACUUUGUUCAGAGCGAAUGGUGUCAUUAUGAACUUUAUUUUGCCCAGCACCGGGUACUAAGUGAACAGUCUAACAACUUGAUACUGAUUGUUUUAGAACCAAUCCCUCAAUACAUGAUUCCAUCCAAAUAUUAUAAACUAAAAUCACUUAUGGCAAAGAUGACAUACUUAGAAUGGCCUGUGGACAAAAGCAAACAGAGACUAUUCUGGGCCAAUUUACAGGCAGCAAUAGGAACAAAAAUAACAGCUGAAACUGAGGAAACGUUACUGUAAAUAUAUUGAGCAAUUGUAUUCCAAGCAACAUCUUAAGAAUUUUCAUUGUCCUCUAUUAUUAGUUCACUUCAUGAAAUAAUAUAUUAUGUUGUAGAAUUA
Molecule: messenger RNA, 1644 nt
Organism: Amblyraja radiata (thorny skate)
Lineage: Eukaryota; Metazoa; Chordata; Chondrichthyes; Rajiformes; Rajidae
Product: toll-like receptor 6
Exons: 2
Coding region: 1-1545 (514 amino acids)
Biological process (GO): inflammatory response; toll-like receptor signaling pathway
Cellular component (GO): plasma membrane
Molecular function (GO): protein binding; signaling receptor activity
Source: RefSeq, a predicted model, not a curated record